CUCAGCCGCCGCCGCCGCCGGUAGCCUUCUUCCAUGGAUGAGCUCCCUGACCUGAAACUUGAUACCAAAAACCCAAAUCCAAACCUAAAACCCACAUACAUCAAAAUCAGUACUGAUAAUCAAACGAGGAACCCACAUGCAUGUCGAAAAGAUCUUACCCAAUUCUAGAUCUGACUCCCUCCAUUGCCGCUGCCGUCGACGGGAUUGGACCACCGCCUCCCCUGCCGCCAGCUAUGCCCGCCCCGUCUCCACACGCCGAGCGAUCUUUUCUUCCUCUUGCCGCCGCCGCUCAUUGUCGCCGUUGCCGCUGGGUCGUUUUCUCCUUCAAUCGCUGUCGCCAGCCACCUGCCCCUGAGUUCUUCCCUCCGUCAAUCGCCGGAGACGGGAGGAAAACUAACCGCUGGGCGGCGGGCGCUGCUUUGUGAUCUUAGGAGAGAAGAAGAAGAGAGAGAGAGAGAGGAGGAGGAGGAGGAGGAGAAGAAGAAGAAAGAGAAUUGGUUCUCGUUCUGUAGAAUUAGAAAUGGUGGGUGGGGAAAAAGGUAAGUGGGGAAAGAGGGGGUAAGUGGGGAGGGAGAGAGACGCGACAGGCACACUUUCUUUAAAAAAAAAAAAAAUCGGGCAGAGUCUACAAACCCAACCGAACCAGGAUAUAUUUCGGUUCGGCUGAACCGAACCGAAAUAUAUUUCGGUUCGAACUCAGUUCACUCCAUGAGCUACUUCGGGGAUUCGGUAAACGUCUGUUCAGUUCGGUUCAAACCGAACUGACCGAAUGCCCACCCCUACUCCUCACUUCAGUGCAUGGAUAUCAACAUCAACAAACAUGGUGCUUAACGCAUGAUUCAAAAAUAACAAUCAAGUGUGGUUUUCUAAUAUGUGAACUAGAAUUGUCUUUACCCAAAUAUAAGAGGAGUCCCAACUUGCGCUAUACAUCCACAUGCAGACCCAGACUCCACUGUCAGACCUACAUAAAAUGAAAGCGUUGCAUGAUAAACAAGUUGAUAAGUCGUCGUUUAAUAUAACACAAAAUGGGCAUACUUACCGAUGAAGUUGUUCUUGAUCCUUUGAAGGAUUUGUGUACGAAAACUCCGCAAUCCUUUGUGGCGACAAUCCCGGACCUUGUUCACGAUAGAGAAUCUUCCACAAGGCUUGCAUAAAUCUCAUCUGUACAACUUAAGAAACGUUUGUACUUAGAAAGAGGUAUUUACAUUUUUUUGCGUUAUAACGACACAAUGUCACAAAUUUACCAUUGUUUGAACAAAUUCUAGUCGAAAGGAAUUGCGGUCUUCAUUUGGUUGUGGAUCCAAGAUAUGGACUUCUUCCUUGUCCAACUUAAUGAAAGCCAAGUACCAAUGGACAUUAUCUCUCAUCGGAAUACACACCAACAUAUGCGGAAAUUGUCAACAAGUAUUAAAAAAAAUAAACUGCAAACCAUGUAAUACUUAUUAAGACGAACAAUUUACCUUAUUCACCAUAUUGGUUCGACUAAGAAAUUUUGGUUCGUAUAGGUCUAAUGCCCUCUUGGGUGUUAUUCCACAUGAAAUCACUAGUUCCUGCCCAUGUGGUAGUUGCACAAUUGAAAUUUUGUCAACACAAUAUCAUUCACGUUAAAAAAACAUGUGUUGUAUUUUUUUUUUGGUGAGAGGAAAUUAAUCUUAAGCAUAAUCGGACCACAACCUGUAGUUCAGCAGGCAGAUAGCACACUCCUUUUCCGUCCUUAGAAUUUGUCCACAACUCUUCUAGAGUCAAGUGGCAGACCACCGCUGUUAUAACCUAAUAUAACAUGGACAAAAAACACUUCAUGAUACUAUAGAUUUGUUAUAAAAUAAUUCUACGUAGAAAGCAUUGAUAGUGGACAAACAAAACAAAAUUUUGGAGUUUCGUUGAUUACUUCAGCAUCUACGAAUGAUCGAGGGCUUAAGGACCACAAUGACUUCCUGGUACAAGAGUUGUUUGAGGUUUUAACCAAUACUUCGUCAGGUGGCAGAUUGGCUAAAAAUAUAUAGUGAGCAAGCUGGAUUUGCUCAUCAUCGUAUUCCAUACCAGUAGGUAGCUUAAACUUCAAAACAACCUGGAAUAGGGACCACAAAUAACCACGAGUCGAAAUGCAUUCGUUAUGUCUGACAGAAUAACGGUAAAGAACACUUCAAUGGUAAACAUGACAGCUUUAUUACCUUGUCAACAUAACUUAGAGAAAUACUUUUUCCAUUUGGCUUCUUUGGUGUUACCUCAGAGUCAGAUUCAUCGUCCGAAAUAAAAACAAUGACUGAAGCAGGAGUGGAUGGAGUGCUUACACCUUUGGGUAGCCUUGGUUUCUUUGUUGGAGUCACAAAUUCGGAGGUCUCCUUCAAUGAUAGUGAACCUACGAUUAAUAAAUUAACUAGAAUGAAUUUCAAUGGUUAAA
This is a messenger RNA of Linum trigynum, 2401 nucleotides long. The record is from the annotation of a GenBank genome assembly. NCBI's taxonomy places the organism in Eukaryota, Viridiplantae, Streptophyta, Magnoliopsida, Malpighiales, Linaceae.